Messenger RNA from Caenorhabditis briggsae, 1032 nucleotides. The coding region runs from base 1 to 1032 and encodes 343 amino acids. The transcript has 5 exons. The record is from RefSeq and is a predicted model, not a curated record. NCBI's taxonomy places the organism in Eukaryota, Metazoa, Nematoda, Chromadorea, Rhabditida, Rhabditidae.
AUGGACGCCCGUGAAGAGCGUCGAGACCGUUCUAGAAGCAAUUCAUCCGCUUCAUCCGGGAGACCAGGAGCAUAUGACAGCCCUCCUAGAUCUCAUGUUAAUAGUGAAGAUGAAGCAGAAAACUAUCGAGACGACGGUGAAUAUGAUUCAGAUGGAGACACUGAGGUAGAGGACAAUGGAGAGCCCGAUGGUAACAUUGUGAACAGAUGGGCAGUGUUCAAUGCUAUGCCAGUCAGACGUCAGGAGGAUAGCAAUCCUCGGAUUAAUAGAUCUGCCAGUCAAGAACGUUUGAAUGAUAAACUAAUGAUAAGGCAUCUGCGAGAAGAAAUUCGUAAAACGAAGCGACGAUUGGACUCUGCUUACUUAGACUUGGAGGAAUCUGAAUAUUAUUACCGUCGCGAAAAGGAAGCUAAACUAGAUUUGGAGAGAAGAGUCAGAAGUUUGGAAAAGGAGAAACAGGAGUAUGAGUUAGACUUCAGUAGCAUGAAUUGCGAGUUGACGAUGGCAGAAGCAGAUAACAAGUUCCUAACACACGAGAAUGAAAUGCUUUCUGAUCUCGCCCAACAAUAUUUCCAUUCCAAGGAACAGCAAAUUAAAUAUAAGGAUAGAGCAAAACGUCAGUUACGAAAAAGGAAGAAGGAGUGCAAAGAUUUGGAAACGGAAAUAAGUCAAAUUGCAAACGCAGAUGAAUAUAGGCGUACAAUUGAAUAUGAACGAAAUAGAGCUGACGGCUAUCAAAAUUUAAUGCAACAUAUACAUUUAAUGUAUCAGAACGAUGAGCAACUCAGAAGAGAACAAGAUCCUUCACCACUGCGUAGCUGUGAAAUAUGUCUUCAGAAAUAUAUGGCUGUUGGCCGAGCAGUUCCACGCAUUUUAGUGAAAUGUGGUCAUACUCUUUGCCAUAAAUGUGUGGAGAGUCUCAGGCCACAAGAACCAGAAGGUGUCAGAUGUCCGUUUUGUCGAACUCUCACUAAAAUAUCCAGAAGAAAAGGCAUUGAAAGCCUUCCUAAAAACUUUACACUUGUCUCAUAG